Messenger RNA from Prunus armeniaca (apricot), 261 nucleotides. NCBI's taxonomy places the organism in Eukaryota, Viridiplantae, Streptophyta, Magnoliopsida, Rosales, Rosaceae. The record is from the annotation of a GenBank genome assembly.
AUGAUGAUGAUGAUGUACCACCAGGAUUACAAGUGGUACCAGAUUUUCGUCGUCCUUGGCCAUCACAAGAAACUAAGAGUUUCAACAAGAAUUAAAAUGGGAGGUGAUACGGAGCAGCUGGGCUCAGCGCCAAGGAGGCGAGUUGAUUGGGCAAUACGGCGGUGCUGCGUGAUUCGGCAGCGGGGGUGGCUUCUUCCGGUCGAUGCUGUGGAUGCUGCAAUGUUGGGUUCGUGCGGUGGCGUCGGGGAGAAUUCGCUUUAG